AUGAAAGAAGGCGGAGGGCUAGUAGCGGAAAAUUGGUCCAGUAUAAAUAUGUACGCAUUUUUCUUCCUCUUACUAUUGCUCUGCUUCAACGUCAAUGCUGAACGAAUUAGAAGAGCGCCUCAACGGCCUGGAUUUUUUGAUUGUUUGCAACAUUGCUGGAGUUAUCCAUGGAGGCAGAUACCCGGCUGA
Messenger RNA from Cylicocyclus nassatus, 189 nucleotides. The record is from the annotation of a GenBank genome assembly. Lineage: Eukaryota; Metazoa; Nematoda; Chromadorea; Rhabditida; Strongylidae.